Messenger RNA from Bursaphelenchus okinawaensis, 2519 nucleotides. The record is from the annotation of a GenBank genome assembly. NCBI's taxonomy places the organism in Eukaryota, Metazoa, Nematoda, Chromadorea, Rhabditida, Aphelenchoididae.
AUGGCGGACGUAGACCCAUCAAACGCUACCAACGCCGCGGAAGCGAGAACUUGCUCACAGUGGGAACGGCUCUUCUCCGCCAUCAACCACUACUUUCGCGACGAUGACAUUCUCCAGGGCAGCGAGCACUCGUCUGUCGAGGUGUGUUCAUUUAAAUUUUAAAAUAAUUUUAAAACUUUUCAAAAUGAGUUUAAUUUUCGGUUAUAUAUUACUGUAAUUUCAGAGUGGGUACUUUAUCGUGGCCGCUUAUGUGCUGGUCAUCUCCUUGGGUGUGUUUGGCAAUACCCUCACUAUUGUCGCCAUUCUACGGAACAAACAAAUGCGAAAUGUGCGAAAUUUUUUCAUUUUGAAUUUGGCCUUGUCAGACUUUUUUAUUUGCACAAUCACGGCGCCAAUCACGUUGUACACCGUGCUUUACAUGUUCUGGCCGUUCGGAACGGCGUUGUGCAAGAUCGCCGGCUCGCUACAAGGCUUUAACAUCUUCUUGUCCACCUUCUCCAUCACUGCCAUUGCGUUGGACAGGUAAGUUCUUAUUGUCUACAUCAAUAUAGAGUAAUUUACUGUUCCUUUUUAUAGUUACGUUACAUUCUAUUAUAAGGAAGCUUUUAUUAUAUAGGGAAGGAGAAUAUAUCGAGAGGAACCUUUUCUAAAUAGUGCUCGUCACACAGACACUUAAUUAUACGAUUGUUUACACUUCAGGUACGUGUUAGUCAUAUUUCCGACGAAGAGGGAACGUCAACAUAAUCUGUCGCUACUGUUCUUCUCAUUAAUUUGGCUAAUCUCCAUCUUGCUGGCCCUGCCAUUGUUUGACGCAUCUGACUUGAACAUCAUCUUCCAGGACAACAACUGUGGCAUCUCCCUCACCAUUUGUCACGAACAAAACGAGAAAUGGCAAAAGGUAAAGGGUGUAAUUAACUUACUCCGUUUCCGAAAACAAGAGUAUUAUUACCCAAACACGUGGACAGGGUUCUUGUUUUGUCGCCAAUUUGACAUUCUGAUGUUUGGUAGCGAGGGAAACACUUGACUCAAAAAAUUAGAAGUUUGCCUAGCUUUUUGAAAAUUUUUAAAUAUUUAAUGUAGAUGUACUACUGUGUUUUCUUGGAUUCAUUUUUAUAUUUUUAAAAAGCAAUUUAGCCUAGAAUGCAAAUUUAAAAUAUUCAGUAAAGGUCAGGUUCGUUUGCAUAAGUUAAGGCUCUGUGAACUUUUUGACCGGAGAAAUACUAAACUAACGAAUAAUUAAUGGAAGUAUGUAACAAACUUAUUAAACGAUUUUUUACGACAAAAUUACUUUACUGUACCUAACACAUACACCUACAUUUACGUACUCAUGAUAUAUACCUACAUCGCCCAACUAGCCAUUGUUUUCAGAUGGCCAUAUCGAAAGAAGUGUAUACAGUAGGCGUCCUGUUCAUACAGUAUGCCGUUCCUCUAACUUCCAUCGCAUUUGCAUAUUCGAGGAUCGCGCGACGGAUGGGGACACGAUUCGCGGCCAGGAACUCGCUGUUACCCAAUAACGACUCACUCCUGAAUCAGCGACGGAAGUAAGGGAUUUGUAUUGUAAUAGGCCGUUUUAAUGAGUAGGUGGUGUACCUUUUGUCUUUACAAAAUACGUGUCAAUUGGCUUUGGAAGUAAUUAAAUUUGGGUUUCAAAGUUCAAAUUGUACUAGUUUUUAAUAGUUUUUGUCAUUGCCUUUUUUAAGUAUAUGGUUCGGUCAAUACUUGUCGAAUCGGGUCGAAAAGUACGCAGAAUUGUUUUGUAAGUACAAUUUAGUACGUCAUUUUUAAUAUUUUUAGCCAAGGAUAAUAUUUUAUUGUAACGUAAAUUGCCAUUUCAGAUCGAUAGCUGACAGACAUAGGCGUACCCACUUUCUGAUGGUAUCUCUGGUGGUGGUGUUUGCCAGUGCUUGGUUACCUCUCAACAUCUUCCACCUCAUAAACACGUUCAACAUUGUGCAACGCUUCUCCGUCCAGACCUUUGCCUUCUGUCACGUCACGGCCAUCUGCUCAGCGUGCCUGAAUCCUCUGAGCUACGCCUUUUUCAAUCAGAACUUCAGGACAGAGUUUGUGGCUAUGUUUGAGAGCCUGGGAUUAAUGUAAGUGUACUUGAACAUGUUAUUUAUGACAUAAUUUGAUAGGAUUAAAAGUUAAUUGACAUCAUACAGCGGUCAAAAAGUCGAUAGAAAUAUUAAAAAUAGACCAUAAAUCAAGAGAGAUUCUAUAGACUUUUCGACCUCAGUAAUACAUUAUAAACAAUGUUUCGAGGAGGGUUAACGUGCCGUUCCUAAGAUUGUUUAUUAUAUCUUUUGUCAUAAUGAAUACAAUGUCAUCAUCAAUGUCAUUGUUGCAGAAAACUUCACGAUCAAAUAAAUAAAUGGCUGAAGUGGAAUCAGAAGGCCGCCAGUCUGAGUCCGGAGAAGAAUCGGAUUAAGUUGAACGAGGCCGAAUCCAACGAGUGUGUCAACAACGUCAACAAUGUAGUACAGCAUGGACAGAACCAGGUCAUGACGAAUGCCUUGUAG